Messenger RNA from Leptomonas pyrrhocoris, 2119 nucleotides. RefSeq names its product putative Atp-dependent RNA helicase. The record is from RefSeq and is a predicted model, not a curated record. Bases 233 to 2119 code for a protein of 628 amino acids. Lineage: Eukaryota; Euglenozoa; Kinetoplastea; Trypanosomatida; Trypanosomatidae. The transcript has a single exon. Gene Ontology annotation, cellular component: nucleus. Gene Ontology annotation, molecular function: RNA binding; RNA helicase activity; ATP binding.
GAGUUCCGCUGUUUAUAAAAACAACAACUAUUGCUCUCGUUUCAUUUUUUCUCUCUCGACGUUCUACACACACACCUGUGCGAUCGCUCUUCUUCCCCCCAUACCCGGAAGAGUCCACUUCAACAAUCUCCUGUCGUCCAUUUUUUAGAAAUCUAGUUUCAUUGCUCUUUUCUUUCCCCGUCUUCCUUUCUAAAGUUUAACAUAUCACCGUUUUGACUCACUAAAGCAUAACAUGUAUCAGGAUCAAGCCCAGAAUACGCACACCCCCGGUGCGGCUGCAGCCACCGGCUUCGGCGGCUACCAAGGCAACCGCCAGUUUGGUGGAGGCAGCAAUAACACCAACGGCCGCGGCUUCAGCAACGACCGCGUGGAGCGCGGCGGCUACGGCGGUGGCGGCUUCGGCCGUGGCGCCGGCUUCCGCAGCAACGGCGGCGGCUAUGGUGGCCUCAACCGCGGAGGUGGUGGUGGUGCGGCCCCCUUCCACCAGCAGGCACACGCGUACGGCAGCAACGAGCACUACCACCGCGAGGAGAAGUCUGAGGAUGAGAUCUUUAAGGAGCACACUCCCGGCAUCAACUUUGACCAGUACGAGGCGAUUAAGGUCUCCAUCACGCCGAACGACGUCGAGCCGGCGGAGGCGUUUUCCACCAUGAACCUCGCCCCGGCACUCGCCGAGAACGUCGCGCGCUGCCGCUACCAGAAGCCGACUCCAGUACAGCGCUACGGCAUCCCGUGCGUGCUGAACGGCAGCGAUUUGAUGGCCUGCGCUCAGACCGGCUCCGGCAAGACCGCUGCCUACCUCAUCCCCGCGAUCAAUUUCAUGCUGCUGAACAAUGUCAACCGCGCCAAGCCCGCCAACGGCCAGUCUGCUCCGUCCGCCCUCGUCAUCGCCCCUACUCGCGAGCUGUCGAUUCAGAUUUACGAGGAAGGCCGCAAGUUCACCUUUCGCACCGGCAUCCGCUGCGUCGUCGUCUACGGCGGUGCCGACCCGCGUCACCAAAUCCACGAGCUGACCCGCGGCUGCGGUCUGCUGGUGGCCACGCCUGGCCGUCUCAUCGACAUGUACAGCCGCGGCUACACCCGCUUCUCGGACAUCCGCUUUCUCGUGCUGGAUGAGGCCGAUCGCAUGCUGGACAUGGGCUUUGAGCCGCAGAUCCGCCAGCUGGUGCAGGGCCCGGAUUCUGACAUGCCCGUGCCUGGCGAGCGCCAGACGCUGCUCUACUCCGCCACCUUCCCGAAGGAGAUCCAGCAGCUCGCCCGCGAGUUCCUGCAUCACCACCACUUCCUGCAGGUCGGCCGCGUUGGCUCGACGACGGAGAACAUCACGCAGGACGUGCGCUGGGUGGAGGAUACGGAGAAGCGCACGCAGCUGCUGGAGAUGCUGAAGGAUCACACGACGGAGCGCGUCCUCGUCUUUGUCGAGAAGAAGCGCGACGCCGACUUCCUCGAGCGCUUCCUGCGCCAGAACCGCUUCUCCUGCACGUCUAUCCACGGCGACCGCGUGCAGCGUGAGCGCGAGGAGGCCCUCGACGUCUUCAAGAGCGGCGUGUGCCGCGUGCUCGUGGCGACUGAUGUGGCGUCCCGUGGGCUGGACAUUCCCAACGUGGCGAUCGUGGUGCAGUACGACCUGCCCAGCAACAUCGACGACUACGUCCACCGCAUCGGCCGUACUGGCCGUGCCGGCAAGCGUGGCACCGCCGUCGCCUUCUUCAACGAGAAGAACCGCAACAUCGUCGACGACCUCAUCCCUCUGAUGCGCGAGACGAACCAGACCAUCCUGCCCGAGGUGCAGGCCCUCGCCAAGAAGCCCAACAUCCAGAGCCAGACUCGCGGCCGCGGACGUGGGGGCUACCGCGGCGGUGGCGGCGGCUUUGGCGGACGCGGGGGCUACCGCGGUGGUGGCGCCGGCUUCGGAGGUGGUUUCGGUGGCGGCUUCAACAACGGCGGCUUCCGUCCGCGCGGCGGCUACGGCGGCAACGGCAGCGCCAACAGCUACGGCGGCGGCUACGGCGGCUACGGCGGCAACGCAAACGGCAACGCUAACGCCGGCGGCGGCUACUACAACGGCGGCAACCGCACGAACAUGCGCUCCGACGUCUUUGGCCAGCAGAUGCCGUAA